CACAUGUUCUUCCUUUCCAAGUGAAUGCUGAAGCAUUGAACGGACCAUGUCUAGCGGCUCUGCUGAUUACAACAGUUCACGAGAUCGAGACCAUGGAGGGCCCGAAGGAAUGGAGCCUGAUGGUGUCAUCGAGAGCAACUGGAAUGAGAUUACAGACAAUUUUGAUGAUAUGAACUUGAAGGAAACUCUCCUUCGUGGAAUCUAUGCCUAUGGUUUUGAGAAACCUUCAGCAAUCCAACAGAGAGCUAUAAUUCCUUGCAUAAAAGGUUAUGAUGUUAUUGCUCAGGCCCAGUCAGGGACUGGUAAAACAGCCACAUUUGCCAUUUCCAUCCUGCAGCAGCUGGAGAUUGAGCAGAAAGAGACUCAGGCUUUGGUCCUGGCACCAACCAGAGAGCUUGCUCAGCAGAUUCAGAAGGUCAUCCUGGCCUUGGGUGACUACAUGGGUGCUUCUUGCCAUGCCUGCAUUGGAGGUACUAACGUGCGGAACGAAAUGCAAAAACUGCAGGCUGAAGCGCCACACAUUGUUGUUGGCACGCCAGGCCGUGUGUUUGACAUGCUGAACAGGAGGUACAUAUCUCCCAAAUGGAUCAAGAUGUUUGUCCUUGAUGAAGCAGAUGAAAUGCUGAGUCGUGGGUUCAAGGAUCAAAUUUAUGAGAUUUUCCAGAAAUUAAGCACAAACAUCCAAGUUGUGCUGCUUUCGGCCACCAUGCCUGCUGAUGUGUUGGAGGUGACCACCAAGUUCAUGCGUGAACCUGUUCGCAUUUUGGUGAAAAAGGAGGAACUGACUCUAGAGGGCAUCAAGCAGUUUUACAUCAAUGUAGAGCGAGAGGAGUGGAAGUUGGACACACUUUGUGACCUUUACGAGACCCUUACGAUCACCCAGGCAGUUAUUUUCUUGAACACAAGAAGAAAGGUUGACUGGUUGACUGAGAAGAUGCAUGCGAGAGAUUUUACUGUGUCUGCUCUGCAUGGAGACAUGGACCAGAAGGAGCGAGACAUAAUCAUGAGAGAAUUUAGGUCUGGCUCUAGCAGAGUCCUCAUAACUACAGAUUUGCUGGCUCGUGGAAUUGAUGUGCAACAAGUUUCUCUUGUCAUCAACUAUGAUCUACCAACAAAUCGAGAGAAUUAUAUUCAUAGGAUUGGCCGUGGAGGUCGUUUUGGCAGAAAAGGUGUGGCCAUCAAUUUUGUUACUGAAGAAGAUAAAAGAAUUCUUCGAGACAUUGAGACCUUUUACAACACGACUGUCGAAGAGAUGCCCAUGAAUGUUGCUGACCUGAUUUAAACUUUUGAGAUAUUGAUGCAGGGAUGGCUGUUGAAUGAACUCCAUUUGCGCUUAUAUUAUUGGAAGAAAAAACUACACUCCUAAAUGCUGGCUUUGGAUCCGACUUGCGAAUUCAAUACGUAACGUGACUGUGGACGGUUGUAGACUCCAACCAUAUCAGUAUUUACUGGUGGUUGCGUUUACAAAACAUGGGUACUUUACAUGAAUUCUUUAUCAGGUAUUUUUUCCCUAGUAUGUUCAAAAUGUAUGUGUUAGAUGUUCUUCAUCGUUUAGUAAUUUACUUGUGGACUAAAAGAUACAAGUGCUGCAUCAAGUCUGCCAAUUAUGUUAUGCUAACAUAUGUGUGCAGUUUAACUUGAUUCACUUGACCUAUCUUUUCAGUAAUAUAAAGCACUUUUUAGUCUUGUGAAAUGUAUUUAAUUGUAUAUUGUUCAUAAAUUACUUUUUUGUGAAGUCCUCUUCAAAAGUUGGGUCUUAACUGAAAACUUAAUGUUUCAUGUAGUGUUUGGCCCAGUUGACAAUAAAGAGGAUUGUGAUUAUUCUGUCUGAAAUUUGUCUAAUGUCUUGAUGAACUAGUUUAAUAAGUGAAAGUCAUGUCAUGCUUAUUAAAGAAAUUUAUGGGUGAUCUUUCCUUCUAUAUGGUUAAAGUGCACAGAUUUACAUUUGUGUUUUUGAGCAUUGAUAUAUUUAAUUUGUUCAAGUAGGUCUGGAUUUCUCUGGGGUCAAACACUGAUGUUUGGUGAUAGUGUAAAGUUUUUUUUGGAAGAGUUUGAGUUUUGGGGUUUAUUAAUGUUAGCCGCUUUCAUUGCUGCUGGGAUUUAUGAAGGUUGGAUGCUAUUCUCCACUAGAUGCUGUAGAUGUUCUCAACUCUGGUCUGUGAAGUCCGCUUGUUGGUGUGAAGCGUAAAUGUGUCAAAAACAUUCUGGGGUCUCAGGACUGCAGUGAAAGCCCUGCUUAAGACCAUUUGUUUUGUGAAUUUUGAUGCGUUAGAAUGAUGCUGUGCCUGUGAGGACUAGCAUAACCCUUGUUUUCAGUGGAAUAAAGGGUCUUGUUGCUUAAAAA
Molecule: messenger RNA, 2344 nt
Organism: Triplophysa rosa
Lineage: Eukaryota; Metazoa; Chordata; Actinopteri; Cypriniformes; Nemacheilidae
Gene: eif4a2
Product: eukaryotic translation initiation factor 4A, isoform 2
Exons: 11
Coding region: 47-1282 (411 amino acids)
Biological process (GO): cytoplasmic translational initiation
Cellular component (GO): cytoplasmic stress granule
Molecular function (GO): translation initiation factor activity; RNA helicase activity; ATP binding
Source: RefSeq, a predicted model, not a curated record